Molecule: messenger RNA, 408 nt
Organism: Clunio marinus
Lineage: Eukaryota; Metazoa; Arthropoda; Insecta; Diptera; Chironomidae
Source: the annotation of a GenBank genome assembly
AUGAAAUAUUGCAGCAAAUUAAUUAAUUUUCAAUGCAUCAAAGGGCAAAGACAUUUACAUACUACACCGCAGGGAUCUUCAAAGGAAAUUAAAAGUCGUUGUGUGGUUGUGCUUGGAAAAUACUUUAUGAGAAGUCUUAACCAAACGAUUCAAUAUAAUUUUCAUUUGAGAAAUGGUUUUCCCAGCUCUGAAAUCAUUCAAGGAAUCCAAGAACAUACCAAUUGGGAAUUCCAUAGCGAAACAUUAAAUGACGGCAACGUUUUUCCCGUCCAUGUAAAAGGAAUGAGAGAGAAGAAAAUUAAUAUUUACCUGUGCUUUUCCGUUUGGUGCCGAAUUGUUGCGAAAACGAGUAUAGCUUAUGAAAAUUUAAAACUCGUCGUCUUUCUUGGUUCUCAAGCCAAAAAGUGA